CCUUGGAGUUUCUUCUGCUUCAACUUGUUGAUAACUAGGUCACCUACCUCCUAUAACACUAUCCCCAACUCCUAGGUAUUUUUCCUAUUCUAUAAACUCUACUCGCCAUGGCCACGCCAAACUCUCUUCCGCCAAGUCAACGUCUGGUACCCGGCUCUAUAGACCUUCCUCUUGCACCAUGGCCACAGACAAUCAAGGACGAGAAUGUCGAUGCACUUGCAGUCAGCGUCAAACUCGUAAGCUCCUUCAAUGAGCUGCUUUCGAAAAAGGACCACAAAGGUCUUGCGAACCUUUUCCUAGAAAGUAGCUAUUGGAAAGAUCACCUUGCUCUGACUUGGGAUUUCCAUACUUUGAAAGGAAGAGACAAGAUUACGUCGUUCUUAGACAAGGGCCAUCAUUUAAAGGACAUCGCUAUCAGCAAUGAAAUUCCGGCCAAGAAUAAUGGCCCAGAAAUAAUCCCCUUCCGGAUGGACGGUUCGGUCCGCGGCAUACAGUUCUUCCUGCGGGCCAGCGCCGAACAUGGUUUUGGCCCCGGGUAUGCCCGCCUCCUCCAAGAAAACGGCGAAUGGAAAUUUUGGAUGCUUUACACAACUGUGAACGAGCUCCAUAAUCACCCGGAGCCGAUCGGUCCCUUACGACCAAUUGGUGUCAAACAUGGCGCAAAUCCAGAGAGGGAAAACUGGCUCGAAAGAAGGCAGAAUGAGAUAAACUUCGUGCACGGCGAUCCUGAAGUGCUUAUCAUUGGGUGCGGUCAAGCUGGACUCACGUUACAAGCCCGGCUGAAGAUGAUUAACGUCUCAGCACUCGCCAUUGACGUCUGCGACAACGUCGGCGACAAUUGGAGGAAUAGAUACCGGCAUCUCGUCCUUCACGACGCGAUAUGGUACGACCAUAUGCCGUACAUAAAGUUUCCGGACUUUUGGCCCAUAUUUACUCCGAAAGACAAGCUGGCCCAAUUUCUGCAGUCCUACGCUGAACAACUUGAGCUUAAUAUAUGGAACAACACGAGUCUCGAGUACAGCAGCUGGGACGAGAAAAAGAAGGAAUGGGUCGCCGUCGUAAAGCGGAAGAAGAAGGACGGCACCGUCGAAGUCCGCGUGUUGCGUCCGAAGCACAUUGUCCAGUGCACGGGUCACUCGGGGAAGAAGAACGCACCGCAGUUCAAAGGCAUGGAGACCUUCAAGGGCGACGUGCUCUGCCACUCGUCGGAGUUCAAAGGCGCCAAGAGGGACGGUAAGGGGAGAAAAGCAGUCGUGAUCGGCGCUUGCAACUCCGCCCUCGAUAUCUGCCAGGACUUCUACGAGAACGGGUACGACGUAACCAUCGUCCAGCGGUCGUCGACGACCGUCAUGAGCAUCAAAGCGGUAAUGGAACUGCUGCUCAAACCCGCGUUUUGCGAGGGCGGUCCCCCGACCGAGGAAUCCGACCUUCUUACGUGGGGCAGGCCCGGGGAGAUGUACAAGGCGGCGCAGGCGGACGUCAACGAGCGCCAGCAGGUGAUCGACAAGGAGACGCUCGACGGGCUCAACAAGGCGGGGUUCAAGACGGACCGCGGGCCGAUGAACUGCGGGCUGUGGAUCAAGUACCUGCAGCGCGGCGGCGGGUACUACAUCGACGUGGGCGCGUCGCAGCUGAUCAUCGAGGGCAAGGUCAAAGUCAAGCACGGCGUGGGCGUGAGCGAGAUCCUGCCGCAGGGCGUCAAGUUCGACGACGGGUCCAUCCUGGAAGCGGACGAGAUCGUCUGCGCGACGGGCUACCAGAACAUGCGGACGGCCACGGAGGCCAUCUUCGGAGAGGAGGUCGCGAGCAAGGUGCCCAACGUGUUCGGCUACGACGACGAGGGCGAGAUGCGCGUCAUCUGGCGGCCUAGCGGUCACCCCGGCCUCUGGCUUCACGGAGGAAAUCUCGCUCUGUGCCGAUACUUUUCUAAACUUGUCGCUGUCCAGAUCAAGGCACAGCUAGAAGGACUAUCUAAGUAAAGGGUUUUAAGCUUGGGAUGGAAUAUGUAUUAGGUAGGUACUUAGGUAAUGUAUACCUAGGUAGUCGAUGUAAGGUAUGUAUGUUAAGCUUUCCGUGGUACUUCAAAUAACCUUAUGUAGCUGAUGUAUUCUUCAAGUUAUGUAGGAGGUAUUUGAGGUAGUGGUAUCGUAUCAAUACAAGUUUCGUAUUAUCAACCUACCUGUUAGGUGAAGCCUCACCUUAGACAUAUUGUCUUUUAAACCCGAGUAUUUG
Daldinia caldariorum is the source of this 2232-nucleotide messenger RNA. RefSeq names its product FAD/NAD(P)-binding domain-containing protein. The transcript is spliced from 2 exons. The coding region runs from base 108 to 1979 and encodes 623 amino acids. Lineage: Eukaryota; Fungi; Ascomycota; Sordariomycetes; Xylariales; Hypoxylaceae. Gene Ontology annotation, molecular function: flavin adenine dinucleotide binding; monooxygenase activity. The record is from RefSeq and is a predicted model, not a curated record.